Molecule: messenger RNA, 777 nt
Organism: Penicillium nucicola
Lineage: Eukaryota; Fungi; Ascomycota; Eurotiomycetes; Eurotiales; Aspergillaceae
Exons: 2
Coding region: 1-777 (258 amino acids)
Source: RefSeq, a predicted model, not a curated record
AUGGCUGUCAACACAUGGCCCCCCUACACACCAAUGCCUUCCCUCGGCCACGAGCUGGGAUUAAUGUUUGGUUUCCUCGCUCUAUGCGGCGUCGUGAUGGGUGUAUAUGUGGUUGUCUGGCGUGCUUUCGAAAACCGCCUCCAAGUCCAAGAAUUUGCCCGCAAAGCUCUCCUUGUUCGAAACACAAAUGCCACGGCAGAUCCCCUGCUAGGAACGACGACGGCAGUCACGGGUGGUCAAGCCGGUGUCACUGCUAGGUCCAAGGGUGCGUUCACGAUUGGUGAUGAUGGUGUCCAUGAGAAGAUGUUGGACCGGUAUGCCAUGCCUGAGGGACGGGCUGAGUUGCCUGUGCAUGGGAUGGAUAUUGGAGUUGGAGGUGGGAACGGGGUUGGGGUUGGUUCAAGUACGGGUAGGGGUGUGGGUGUGAGUGAAAGGAUUGCCAUGGGCAUAGGGAGUGGGACUAAGCUGUAUGCAAAUGAGAAGUGGGAGUCUCGUUUGACUCGAGUUGGGAGUCCGCUUAGUCCUGUGAGUCCUUUGAGUCCGCUGGGGGCUGGGACUGGAGGGAGAGGGAUCGGGAGUGCCGAUGACAGUGGUUUUGCUUCUGUUGGGAUUGCUUUGACUUCUUCGGAGGUUGGUAGGAGGCAUAGUCUUGGGAAGGAUGUGAGGGAGGGGAGGAGUCCUGUUGAGAUUGGGCCUGGGGUUGAGGUUGAGGAGGUCAAGAAUGAGGAACAGAAGGAGAGAGAGAAGAAACAAAGUAGGAGUCUGAUAUGCUUAUGA